Messenger RNA from Psylliodes chrysocephalus, 2815 nucleotides. Lineage: Eukaryota; Metazoa; Arthropoda; Insecta; Coleoptera; Chrysomelidae. The record is from the annotation of a GenBank genome assembly.
GUCAUUAGCAGAAGAAACGUAAACAAGGUUAUGUUGUUUUUUUUAUAAAAUAAAAACAAAAGGUAUUGCGUAUUAACAUCGCAAGAAAAAUGUAGUUGAUUGCAUGAAAAAUAUAUAACUAUAAUUAAAAAACUCUUAUAGAAUGCAAAGCCCAGAAGUUCAUAAUUUUCCAGCACCAGAAAGUUCUUUCAACAUUGAAAAGUUCCAAGGAUCUGUACCAAUCAAUUUAAAUAUCAACAACUUUCAUUAUAAUCAUUUAUUGACAGUUAUAGUUCCUGGUUCUCAAAAGGUUCCUGGAAUUUUGUUUGACCAUUUUUUAGAAAAAGGCAUAUAUUAUAAAGUAUCUGAACUGUAUCUAGAAGAUCUUGUCGAUCUAAAGUUUAUUUCAAGUUUUAUAAGAAAUGGAAAACUAACCUUGUUGAGUAUAAACAAAAGAAUUGACUGCGAUAAUUGCAUUGGAGUUACGCCAGAUGGUAAGCUUUAUUUAAGCUUAAGUAAAGAAUCAUACCAAUCUUUUGGAAUACAAGGUGUAUUAUCCCACUUUACAAAGAAAUUGGCAAAUCGAUAUUAAAAUGCCAAGACAUCGAGAUGUACCUUCUCUACAGUCCCUUUGCCUCAAGAGCAUAGGUUGUCUCGUUGUACAUAUGGCACCUUGUAUAUUAUCUAAAAUAAAAAUACAUAAAGAACCUCAGAAAGUAAUUUCUAGUCUACAGAAGAAUCUCAUUUGGCUAAAUAAACUACUUUCUUCUCAUGUUCCUUUUUAUCUAUAUGACAAAAUGGCUGUGGAAGUUCUAAAAGCUGUGAAAGUGCUGAUAGAAGAAACAAAGAAAACUUAUUUUCCUCACACUUGUAUGUCAGCAUUUCUUACUCAAAUGAAUGUAGCUGUAAGUUUGACAGAAGUGGUGUUAAAUUCUUAUCUUAGAAGCAUUGAUUUUUCCCAGUGGCCUAAAAUAAUGAGAUAUAUUUUAUACAAAAAUUUGCAUAAUUUAACUGGACUGGAACAUUUAAAUUUAGGAUCCUGUUCUGGUGGAUGGAGGACAUCAGAAUUUGACAAGUGUUUACUAGAUAGCAUAUCAAGAAUGAAAAAUCUUAAGUCUCUUUGUUUGUGUUUUGAUAGUACUGAUAUAGUUGUUCAAACUGUUGGUGAUAACUGUCCUAAUAUGCAGUGUUUGGAUUUAACUUCAUCUGGAUCAGUUACAGACAGAUGUAUUCCAUUUUUACUAAAAUGCAAAAAUUUAAGAGAAUUACAAUUACACCGUACUUCUGUGACAACUGAAGGUUUAGCUCAAAUUGUUGCUGGUCUUCCUAAAUUACAAGAUAUUGGCCGUUGUGAUGAUUUUGGAAAUGUAAUAAAAUAUUUACAUCAUAAAUUUCCUCAUGAAGGCCCAUUUGCACUUAAAAAAAUUCAAACACGUGAUAUUUCAACUGAAAACUUGAGAUUAUUAGUAGAAAUGUUUCCAAAAAUAGAAUAUGUUAGUAUAUUUCAUGAUGUACAGAUUUCUGAUCUUACAGUUCUAAUUUCUUUGGACAACUUGAAAGAUUUAAAACUUCUCUCUUGUGCUUUUUAUGGUGAUUAUUUAAAACAACUGCUAGAAAUUAGAGGUACCAAUUUAUCAAGCCUACAUUUAGAACAUGUUGAAGAAAUGGACUUUAAAGUUUUAGUGGAUAUAAGUCAAUGUUGUCCCAAACUUAAGAAUUUAGUAUGUUAUAAUUGUGACUUUAGUAACAAUUCUGUCCCAGCUCAGAAACUCAAAAUCCAGCCAUUUUUAAGUUUAGAAAGAAUAUUUUGGGUAGUGGACAGUGCCAUUAGUCAUUUAGAGUUUAUACUUAAUCAUGCUUAUAACAUUCAUUACAUACAUCUUGGGUCAUCAACUGGUAUUACACAUUCUACAGUUGUAAAUAUUCUCUCUGUAAAUCCCAUGAGAAAGCUAGAAGAAUUGCGAGUUUUGUACAGUAGUGAUAUGAACAUGAGGACAGUAGAUUUACUUUUGGCAAGCUGUACUAGUUUAAAAGUUUUAUCUGAAUUGGAGAGCUGGCAAGGGGUUUCUAUAGAAGAACUUGAAACUUUUAAAAAAUACAUAAAGUCCAAUAAUUUUGAUUUGGAUAUAAGGCCUACUUUAUCUUUUACGACUUAAAAUUAUAGUAAAUAUUUUUGUACCAAAUGAUGAAAGUUGUUUAGUCAUUAUUAAUCUUAUUUGAAAUUCAAUUGGUAUUUAGUAUAUAAUAUAUAGCAUUUAUAAUUUGCAUAUUGCAUUAUAAACUGUAGGUAGAGCUACAGCUAUUUAAUAAUUAUUGCAUAAUCAUGUUUCAGUCAUAUGCAACUGUUCUUUUCUGUUAUUUGAAAAUAUCAAUAUGGAUUAGAAAUUUGUCCUUUUUCUCUUCUGGGUUUAUGAAAUUUUAUAUAAAUAAAUAAUAUUUUUCUUUAGUUUGCCUAAUAAAAAAAUCAAAAACAAAACUUUUAUUUAAUAUUUGUAUAAAAAUUUAUUAAUUCGAAAACUGGAGACAUGUCAAACAGAUAUUUUCAUAUAAAGAAAGUUUUAUUGAUUACUUAAAUUUGACAGUUAUGGUUUAUUUAAAAAAAGAAGUAAAAUAGUAAAAUUAUAUUAUUUUUUCAUUAAUUUGGUAAAGGUAAGGUAAAUCAUCUGAUUUAUUUAUGCAAUUUUUAAAAUAAAUGUACGAUUUUAAUCAAAAAAAAAUUACUUGAGGCCAAUAUAAUUUAUUUAAUUAUUUCUUGAAAAGAAAAGUUUUGAUAAAAUACAGUGAUCUACAAAUAUUUUAUGUCAAUUUAUAUAGCUAAAUAUAUUUUCAUAAAGUG